Molecule: messenger RNA, 1562 nt
Organism: Aspergillus steynii IBT 23096
Lineage: Eukaryota; Fungi; Ascomycota; Eurotiomycetes; Eurotiales; Aspergillaceae
Product: putative MFS transporter
Exons: 8
Coding region: 129-1562 (477 amino acids)
Biological process (GO): transmembrane transport
Molecular function (GO): transmembrane transporter activity
Source: RefSeq, a predicted model, not a curated record
UUUUGUUGCUUUGGUUUUUCUCCCCUCCAUAUUGUCCCCUUUCUCGGUCUGUUUUCAGAAACCUUGAUUGAAAAGUUAAAAUUAAAUACGAGGACUAAAAGGUCAUUGCCAGUCUUAUCUGGCCCAAGAUGGCCGAAUCACCAGAGCAAGAGUUACCAUCUCGGACCUCGAAGGCCGAAACUCUAGUCCAAGAGAAAGGAUACGAUGUGGCUGACAGCAGUAUCGCCGAAGAUGAGGCACGUAAUCCUCGGAACUGGAGUCCAUGGAAAAAGCGCCUGGUAUUUUUGUCAUUAAUGUCGAGCUCUAUCCUGGCUGAUGGUGGAAUGACAUGGGGCGCCACUUUGAUCGUUCCUCAGGCUAUGGAAUGGGGCGUAAGCGUCAACUACUCGGCCACCAGUAUGAACUACGGAAUGUUGCUACAGGGAGUUGGAGGAUUAAUGGCGAUUCCCUUGAUCGAAGCUUUCGGUCGCCUUCCCGUUUGGCUAUGGCCGCAAUUCAUCACCACGUUCAUGGUGCUUGGUGCUACGCUCUCGAAUAACUACGAUACCUUUACCGCAUUUCGCUCUCUGCAGGGGCUAUUUGGUACCGUUCCUCAAGUUGUUGGGCUUCCGAUCAUUCACGAUAUGUAUGAUCCUGAAGAGUGGCCUCACAUGAUCAAUAUCUGGGGAACUACAUUUUUAAUCGGACCUUUCCUCGGUCCUGCGAUCGCAGGAUAUAUCGGUGCCGGAAGCGACUGGAAGACAUCUUUCGGAAUCCUGACUCUCUUCUACGGCCUUUCCACUAUUUUGAUUUUCCUAUUCGGAUACGAAACUUACUUCGUCAGAGGCCAAGAAUGUCAACGUAACUCUCGCAUUCUUUCGAUGCUCGGCAUUAAAAACCACAACUUGCCAGUAUUUUCGACGAUCGCGUACUGGAGCAAAACGCUUGUUGUUUAUAUUUUCAAGUUUCCGCUUCUUAUGACUGGAAUUUCGACAAUGGUUAACUUUUGCUGGCCUAUUGGAAUCACCGUCACCGUGUCCACAUUCGUUGCUCAACCUCCCUAUCUUUUCGACACCGUCGAAUCUGCCUCUUUACGAUGGGCUCCAAUUAUCGGCGGUCUUCUCGGCUACGCCUUCGGCUACUGGUUCAACGAGUGGAUCCACAAGUCCCGCAAUCCCCAGCGCAGCUGGUAUCCCGAGGUCCGGCUCCACGGUCUCUGGGUGGCGAUCGGCGUCAUGGCCUGCGGCCUUCUCACCUACGGCUUGACAUUGCAUUUCCAUAAGCACUGGAUCGGCUUGGCGUUCGGUUGGUUGAUGGUUGUUUUCGGGAUGAUUUCAAGUAUUGUGUCAAUCACAGCAUACGCUCUCGAAAAAUACCCCGACCAAGCCACGGUCGUCUCGGCUAUUAUCAACGCCUGGCGCACGGCGAGUGGUUUCGCAGUGGGAUAUUUCCAGCCGGCGUGGAUUGCGCGGAACGGAAUCGCCGCGGUAUUUGGGACGCAGAUUGCGGUCGUCGUCGCGGUUUUGGUUCUUACUAUUACACCGGUGAUUGUGGUUGAGGGGAGGAAAUCAAGGGCGAAGUAA